GGCAAACGUAUACCGGGCUUAUCAAAUGAUUCGCGGGAACGGUAUUCCCGAGGAAAACAUCAUAGUUAUGCAACCGGACGAUAUCGCCAACAAUAAACUAAACCCAACACCUGGUAAAGUUAAAAGUGAAUUCACCGGCAGCGAUGUCUACCACGGAGUGCCCAAACACUAUACCGGAGCCGAUGUUUCUGUUGAGAACUUUUUGGGUGUACUUAAAGGAGACCCGAAAUUUGCUAAACUAGUAUAUUAUAUGGAAGCUUGUGAAUCAGGUUCGAUGUGGGCAAAUUUUUUGCCAAACAAUAUUAACGUAUACGCCGUCGCGUCGUCCAAAGCGGGUCAAAUCAGUCGACAGGCGUUUUGCUACUUUAAGCCCAACAAAGAUAUGGACUAUUGUCAUGCGAACGAACUGACCUAA
Medioppia subpectinata is the source of this 415-nucleotide messenger RNA. The record is from the annotation of a GenBank genome assembly. NCBI's taxonomy places the organism in Eukaryota, Metazoa, Arthropoda, Arachnida, Sarcoptiformes, Oppiidae.